AUGUGGGACCUGGUUGCGCCUCUUUUUAAGGAAUUUCAUGAAGAGCUCACAGAUGAAUUAAAAUAUCAGAAGCUCAAACGUGAAAUAAAAAAUUCUCAUGAUUUAAUCGAAAGGCUUGCCGCAAAAGCCAAGCUUGAUCCUCUCAGCGUGGAAUUCUCAAAGCACCUUGAUGAACAUGACCGAUUGAAGCCUCUCAGAGAAGAGUUUUCCAUUCCAAAAUCAAAGGAUGUCGUUACCGAAGGUACUUCAAAAACAAAGCCAAAUGAAGAGGUCGUAUAUUUUUGUGGUAAUUCUCUUGGGUUGAUGCCAAAACGUGUAAGGCAACUUUUGUCCCAGGAACUUGACGUAUGGGCCACAGCUGGUGUCGUUGGUCAUUUUAAUCAUAAAUUCGAUCGUCCGUGGAUUUCUAUUGAUGAAGCGGUGGUGGAAAAAACUGCCGAAAUCGUUGGUGCAAAGCCCAUCGAGAUAGCAAUUAUGAACACCCUCACCUCAAACCUUCAUUUAUUAAUGGCCUCCUUUUAUACGCCAACUAAAAGUCGAAACAAAAUUUUGAUCGAAGCAAAAGCAUUUCCAUCGGAUCAAUAUGCCGUGGAAUCACAGAUCAAAUUCCAUGGAUAUGAUCCCGCUACUGCGUUGAUCAAGGUCAAUCCCCCGCCAGGAGAGUAUUUAACAAAGUUGGAUGAUAUUUUGGAUACAAUUGAAAAAGAAGGCAACAAAAUUGCCUUGUUACUUUUUAGUGCAGUUCACUAUUACACUGGGCAGUUCUUUAAGAUCAAAAAAAUAACUGCUGCCGCGCAAAAGAAGGGAAUUGUCGUGGGAUUUGACCUUUCUCACGCUGUGGGUAAUGUGGUUUUGAGACUACACAAAUGGAAGGUCGACUUCGCUUCCUGGUGUUCAUAUAAAUAUUUGAAUUCUGGACCUGGAGGAAUUGCUGGUAUUUUUAUUCACGAGAAACAUGCCAAUGAUUUUAACCGACCAAGAUUUGCUGGAUGGUGGGGUUCCGAUAGGAGAUCAAGAUUCCAAAUGGACAAACCAUUCCAACCCACUCCCGGUGCAGGCGGUUUCCAAGUGUCAAAUCCUUCGGUAUUGAACACCGUUUCUCUUCUUGGAAGUCUUGAAGUGUUCGAAAAAACUAGUAUGGUUCAGUUACGAGCAAAGUCCAUUCUGCUCACCGGCUAUUUGGAAUAUUUACUGGACAAACAGCUCAAUAAUCUCGGGUACAAAAUCAUCACUCCAAGAGAUCCGCAUCAACGCGGAUGUCAAAUUUCUCUGUUUUUUGAAAAAGAGAAAUUCGAGAAAGUUUAUAAGGAUCUUUUGAUUUAUGGCAUAAUUAUUGAUGAGAGAAAUUCUGAUGUGAUUAGAGUUGCCCCCAAUCCCAUGUAUAACAGUUUUUCCGAAGUUUUCAGAUUUGUAGAGGCAUUGAAAACUAUCAUGGCUGACCUGGGAGUUAAGCCCUUCAUCUCGACUGCCUCUUCUGGAGGAAAACAUAAAGGAACGAUGACAUUUGCAAAAGUAGCUUUUAGUGUUAUUGGAAUAUACUCUUGUUUUCUCACUUGGGCAGUUCUGCAAGAGCGUGUUUCCACCACUCCCUACUACGACAAUAAAGAAUCGAAACCGCAACGUUUUCGAUAUUUCAUUUUUCUCAAUAUGGUGCAGUCCAUCACUGCUUCAUUCAUUGCAUUCCUUUAUAUUAUGUUCGUGGGCAAGAAAAUUGAAGUUGGCUCAGUCAGUUCAUCCAUGCUGUUUCGAUUAUUGCAAGUAUCUUUCUUCGGAGCGAUUGGAUCCCCAUUUGGGUACGAGAGCCUGAAGCAUAUUGAUUAUCCUACACUGGUGCUUGGCAAGUCGUGCAAAUUGAUACCAGUGAUGUUGGUGAAUAUUAUUCUCUACCAGCGGAAAUUCCCAUUAUAUAAAUACGUUGUGGUAACAUUGAUCACGCUCGGGGUAUCAUGCUUUAUGCUUUUACAACCUGUCUCGGAAAAGAAGAAGGCAGUUGCUUCCAGCUCUUUCUAUGGUCUUAUGUUGUUAUCAAUUAAUUUGUUGAUAGAUGGAGUUACCAAUUCAACACAAGAUCAAAUAUUUCACAAAUACAAGGUCUCCGGACAGCAAAUGAUGUUUUUCAUGAAUAUGUUCAGCGCCCUAUUAAUGUUUACUUGGCUGAUCAAUCCGUGGAAUUCGGAACUCAAUGAUGCUCUGGUGUUUUGUCAAAUUUUUCCCAGCGUGCUCAAAGAUAUUUUGUUGUUCUCGUUGUGCGGCGCUUUAGGACAAUGUUUCAUUUUUUACACAUUACAAAAUUUUGGAUCGUUGUUUUUGGUUACCAUAACCGUCACCCGAAAAUUCUUUACGAUACUGCUUUCUAUAUUUUGGUUUAACCAUCAGUUAAAUUGGGGUCAAUGGUUAGCCGUAGGAUUGGUGUUCUCGGGAAUUGGAUUAGAAGCGAUUGUUAAACAAUUGGAUUCGAUAAAGCUAAAAGAAAAAAAGAUCAUGAGCGAUGGGGCCAAACCGUUGGAAGAAAAUAAAACGGGGCGAGGAGAAAACGGUGCAGUGAGUCGCGCGAAGAUGGAAUGA
Messenger RNA from Acaulospora morrowiae, 2565 nucleotides. The record is from the annotation of a GenBank genome assembly. NCBI's taxonomy places the organism in Eukaryota, Fungi, Glomeromycota, Glomeromycetes, Diversisporales, Acaulosporaceae.